UUCUUGGCCCUUUAUUAACCAAAAUUCCUGUGUGGUCUUCCAGGCACGGCCAGGACCCUAUGACCUGCUGACCCUUCCAGCCCAAAAUGAUGGAGCCCAAUGGCUCCUCCCGCGUGGAUUCUGAGUUCCGAUACACUCUCUUCCCGAUUGUUUAUAGCAUCAUCUUUGUUCUUGGGGUCAUCUCCAAUGGCUACGUGCUGUGGGUCUUUGCCCGCCUGUAUCCUUCUAAGAAACUCAAUGAGAUAAAGAUCUUCAUGGUGAACCUCACCAUGGCCGACCUGCUCUUCUUGGUCUCUCUGCCUCUGUGGAUCAUCUACUACUACAACCAGGGCAACUGGAUUCUCCCCAAAUUCCUGUGCAACCUGGCUGGCUGCCUCUUCUUCAUCAACACCUACUGCUCUGUGGCCUUCCUGGGCGUCAUCACUUACAACCGCUUCCAGGCAGUAACUCGGCCCAUCAAGACUGCUCAGGCCACCACCCGAAAGCGUGGCAUCUGUUUGUCCCUGGUCAUCUGGGUGGCCAUCGUGGCCGCGGCAUCCUACUUCCUCAUCCUGGACUCCACUAACACAGAGGCCGUCGAGGCUGGCUCAGGCAACAUCACCCGCUGCUUUGAGCAUUACGAGAAGGGCAGCGUGCCGGUCCUCGUCAUCCAUAUCUUCAUCGUGUUCAGCUUCUUCCUUGUCUUCCUCAUCAUCCUCUUCUGCAACCUGGUCAUCAUCCGCACGCUGCUCAGGCAGCCGGUGCAGCAGCCGCGCAACGCCGAAGUCAAGCGCCGGGCGCUGUGGAUGGUCUGCACGGUCCUGGCGGUGUUCAGCAUCUGCUUUGUGCCCCACCACAUGGUGCAGCUGCCCUGGACCCUGGCCGAGUUGGGCUACCAGAACAGCGACUUCCACCAGGCCAUUAACGACGCGCAUCAGGUCACCCUCUGCCUCCUCAGCACCAACUGUGUCCUAGACCCCAUCAUCUACUGUUUCCUCACCAAGAAGUUCCGCAAGCACCUCACGGAGAAGUUCUACAGCAUGCGCAGCAGCCGGAAAUGCUCCCGGGCCACCACGGAGACAGGCACCGAGGUGGUUGUACCACUCAGCCAGGUCCCUGUCAAUUCCCUCAAGAAUUAGUCCCUGCUUGUUGGGCCCAGGCCCAAAGUCUUUUCUUUCAUGGACAACACGGACUGAGCUGGGGGAAGAAGGGAUAUCUGCUGUGGUCUGGGCACCUCCUCCCUGGGCACUGGUGGCCCAUUAGGUAUAAGGGCUACCUCCCCCAGGGAGGGAUGAUGGCAGAGCUGACUGCUGGAAAAUCCAGAACUUGAAUGAGCCCCUUCAUCCAUCUUUGGGAACAUAUUAUAGUAACCUUGGCUGGCGACAUUAUCCUGAGUCUUACAGAACUGGGAGGAAUGUCAGGGCCAGGUGCAGACCUCAGGGGCAGACUUUGAGCCACCUAGUUCACCCCACUGGGGCAGCAGCCUAGAGCUUUGAGCAACCACUCCCAAGCGAUAAUGGCAGAGAGGAAUUUUGGGAAAGGGACAGCCCCCACCCCCACUGGCUGUGUGGCACUAUCUUUGGGACAGAAUUUUGCGCUAGGACAGUACCAUCCUCUCUCUACCCUCAGGCAUAAAGUCUUUGUGACACUUCUCAGGGGAAGUGGCUCAGUGGAGCCUUCUCUUGACUCACCCAGCAACCUGUCCUGAAUGGUGACCAGAGGAGACAAAACACGAACAACAGACCAAAACAGGACAGGAGCUUGUUUCUUGAGUCAGAUGCGUUUCUCUGCGCAGGCCUUGCCUCACACCUGGGUCAGCUCUGGGGGAGUGGGAGAGCCACGACCGCCUCAUCUAUCUUUCUGUCUCAACAACAGACCCUGACUAAGUACCUCCUGUGGGCAGCCACCCACUGUGGCUCAGUGACCCUGCAAAGCAAAAUUGGGGCCCUCCAGGCCAGGGCACCUCAGUGUCCAGAGGCUUCCAUGGGAAUAGGCACUUGGGCUGGGAAGUGCCUGAGGCCUCUGGGGGGAAGGAGCCAGUCAGUUCUCCUCCCCCUCCUUGUUCUCUCAGGCUCCUCCUAACCUGGCUUCCAGGAGUCACAGUCCCAAGGGCCAGCAGGUGUCAGCUUUUUUUGAGGAUCAUGAGUUUUGGCAAAUGUCUCCAACUGGGCCUCCUCUCCUGUCCCGAGACAGGAAUGUGAGCCUGCAAUGUGAACCUCACAGGGGCUCAGAGACUUCCUGGUUUCCAGAGCUCUGUGCUCCUUCUGAGAAAUCUGCCCUCCCUCCAGGCAGAGUCCCCGUGAAGUUAGGAUACUACCUGCCUGUCUCCUGGGCAAGCGCUGGAUUGCUGAUUUUGAUGAAUGCCUCCCACUGGGCCAGUAACCUGCUUGGGUCUGGGAUGGUGGCUGUGGGCUGGACUUGGCUGAUGGUGACCAGGUGGCUAGCGCAGCAUACUUGAGCCUUGGUGUCACACAGACCCAGGUUCAAGCCUUGGCUUUAUCAUUUCUUGCCAAUGGAGCUGAAUUUCCUACCUCUUAGAAUUCUUACCCAUGAGGUAAAACCUACCUCACAGGAUCCUGUGAGAGUCCCUUGCCAGGAUACGGUCUCUUACUCUGCUUGCGCUGAUUUGAGUGGGUGUCUAUCACUUACAACCGAAAGAGCUCUGAAUGAGGUAAAUGCUGUAUGCUGAUGGACAGUGUCUUCUGAAUUUCUGUCAUCUCGGUACCCUCCUCGCAACCUUUGCAA
Propithecus coquereli (Coquerel's sifaka) is the source of this 2724-nucleotide messenger RNA. It is a transcript of the gene PTAFR, whose product is annotated as platelet-activating factor receptor. Gene Ontology annotation, biological process: chemotaxis; G protein-coupled receptor signaling pathway. The transcript has a single exon. The coding region runs from base 87 to 1118 and encodes 343 amino acids. Lineage: Eukaryota; Metazoa; Chordata; Mammalia; Primates; Indriidae. The record is from RefSeq and is a predicted model, not a curated record. Gene Ontology annotation, cellular component: membrane. Gene Ontology annotation, molecular function: G protein-coupled purinergic nucleotide receptor activity; platelet activating factor receptor activity.